This is a messenger RNA of Talaromyces amestolkiae, 1203 nucleotides long. RefSeq lists its product as uncharacterized. Gene Ontology annotation, molecular function: cellulose binding; chitinase activity. Bases 1 to 1203 code for a protein of 400 amino acids. Gene Ontology annotation, biological process: carbohydrate metabolic process. Gene Ontology annotation, cellular component: extracellular region. NCBI's taxonomy places the organism in Eukaryota, Fungi, Ascomycota, Eurotiomycetes, Eurotiales, Trichocomaceae. The transcript is spliced from 2 exons. The record is from RefSeq and is a predicted model, not a curated record.
AUGCAGAUCUCAACCGCCUUGAUCAGCCUCGGCCUUAUGGCCAGCGCCGUCGUCGCUGCUCCUCACAGAAUGAAGACUCGCGGCCCCGGUGGUGAAGUUGUUGUUUACUGGGGCCAGAACGCAGCCGCAGCCAGUGAAAAUAACGACCUGUCGACCUACUGCACAUCCAGCUCCGGUAUCGACAUUGUUGUCCUUGCUUUCCUUUACGAGUACGGAAAUGGCAUUACGAUCCCCUCCGGUGUCAUUGGAGAGGACUGCUCUAUUAGCACCAGCGGCGAAGGUACCAACUGUGACUCCCUCGCUAGUCAGAUUUCUACUUGCCAGUCCAAUGGUGUCAAGGUUAUCCUGUCUCUUGGAGGUGCUGUUGGUGCCUACUCUCUCACUUCCCAAACCGAAGCCGAGGAAAUCGGUCAGAACCUUUGGGACGCGUAUGGAAACACUUCUGGUGGCAGCGUUCCUCGUCCGUUCGGGUCCGUUUAUGUGAAUGGCUGGGACUUUGAUAUCGAAGCCAACAGCGGUAACCAGUACUACCAGUACCUAAUCUCCAAGCUUCGCUCCAAUUUUGCCUCCGACUCGGCCCACACAUACUACAUUACCGGUGCUCCCCAAUGCCCUAUCCCCGAGCCUAACAUGGGUGAGAUUAUUACCGCUGCUCAGUUCGAUUAUCUCUGGAUCCAGUUCUACAACAAUGCCUAUUGCUCGUAUCCCAACACCCUCAACUACGAUGACUGGAUUUCGUACGUCGCCGGUACUCCUUCCGCCAAUGCCAAACUCGUCAUCGGUGUUCCAGCCUCCGAGCUUGGAUCUACUGGAACCUCGAGCGGUGCCGCCUACUACCAGUCUCCCAGUGCUCUGGCCAGCACUGUCGCUUCCUUUGACACCAGCUCUAACUGGGGCGGUAUCAUGAUGUGGGACGCUGCUUUCUCUGAUGCCAACGUGGUUAAUGGAUGCAACUACGCUCAACAGGCCGCCAGUAUCUUGAGCACUGGCUCUCCUUGCGGUGGAACUGGUACCACUACCACCUCUCCCACUCCUACCACCACUUCCACUUCCACCACUACUGCUACUUCUACUGCUACCGCCACUGGUACCCCGGUGGCCCAGUGGGGACAGUGUGGAGGUGAAGGUUAUACCGGAUCGACCGUUUGCGCUUCCCCUUACAAAUGUGUCGAGGAAAGCAUCUACUGGUCUUCGUGCCAGUAA